Scedosporium apiospermum is the source of this 351-nucleotide messenger RNA. RefSeq lists its product as uncharacterized. The coding region runs from base 1 to 351 and encodes 116 amino acids. The transcript has 3 exons. The record is from RefSeq and is a predicted model, not a curated record. Lineage: Eukaryota; Fungi; Ascomycota; Sordariomycetes; Microascales; Microascaceae.
AUGUCUCGAGCUUUCUCUACCGCUAUUCCGAACCUUGCCAAAUGGCUGGGGUACAAGAGGGAGUUGCUUCCUCCCGUGUUCGAGCGGGCCGCCGUGCGUUACGCAGAGAACGGUGCCGUGAAGAAAGUCGGGAAAAUCGAAUCUAUCGAGAUUUUGCAUCGCAAUGAUGGCAGUAGCCCCGUUCACCAGUCCAGCUACAACCCGGAUGAUAAGGAGCUGAUUCUCAGCGUCCGAAUCACCCCGGCCGACGGUAGUCGGGCUCGAACUCACCACAUUUACGCGGAUGGUACCGGCACCAUCAGGAAGGGCGACAAGCGCGAAUAUUCGACGUCCGCCAGGCAGGCAGCUUGA